UUUAACGAUAAUAACAACCACACAAACCGAAACAAGAAAAGCCACCCAUGGCCAGUCUAACAUUUAUCUCCAGCUACCUUUCUUCCUCUUCUUCUUCUUCUACGUCUUGUUCUUCCACUCUGCACCUCACUCAGGCAUACAAACCAUUCUCGUCCCCAUCAACCUUAUCCUUUAUCCAUGGGAAUAAGAAAAGCAGCAGAGGCUUAUCAGUGGUAACAAAGGCGGGAGGUCCCAGCAGCACCAGCUACAUUUUUGCCUUUAUUUUCCCAAUUUCUCUUGUUGCUGUCACCAUCUUCACUGCUAUGAGAAUUACUGAUGAGCUUGACCAGAAAUUCCUUGAAGAGCUUGCUGUUAAUCAGGAAAUAUUGGAGGCAGGAGAGGAGGAUGGCGACCGCAUUUCCUCUGAGGAAAAACCAGCAGUUCCACGUAAACGUAACAGGCCAAAAAGAGAAGUUGAAGCAUCUUCCAAGUAGCGUUCUUUUGAACUUGUAGAGGAAUACUGAUGUGAGAAACAAAUUCAAGGAAAAAGAUCUGCCGAAUUUACUAGAUGGUCAUACUCGUACAGGAAACAGAAACUAUUGCAGAGAUUUACAUCUGUGACUUCUGAAAGCUACUUCUGGAGGUGUAGCAAAGCUUGAGCUCCUACACAUAUUCCUUCUAAAAUAUGCCACCAGUUUAUAAGAAGAUUUUAAGUUGAUCUAUUUCUUUUAGAAUAUGUUAGCAUUAUGUAAUAAGAUUGUUAGUUAACAUUCAGAUUCUGUUAUCGUUAUGAGCAGCCAGCAUUUUUUACAUUCUA
Messenger RNA from Coffea eugenioides, 796 nucleotides. RefSeq lists its product as uncharacterized. Bases 48 to 473 code for a protein of 141 amino acids. Lineage: Eukaryota; Viridiplantae; Streptophyta; Magnoliopsida; Gentianales; Rubiaceae. The record is from RefSeq and is a predicted model, not a curated record. The transcript is spliced from 2 exons.